Mycetomoellerius zeteki is the source of this 673-nucleotide messenger RNA. RefSeq lists its product as uncharacterized. Lineage: Eukaryota; Metazoa; Arthropoda; Insecta; Hymenoptera; Formicidae. The record is from RefSeq and is a predicted model, not a curated record. Bases 132 to 587 code for a protein of 151 amino acids. The transcript is spliced from 2 exons.
UUACAUCAUGGAAUUUACUGAAAGAUUUAAAGUACACUUUAUAAUAUAUUAUAAGUAAUCUCUAAUUGGUAAAUAGAUGAUUCCUUAUUAUAAAAAGUAUUUCUUAAAUCUACGAUCGAUUGAAAGGCAAUAUGAGAAAGGUGCCGAGUAAACGUAUAAGUCUCACAAAAUUACCACGCUCGCGGCUGCCGCAAAAACCAUAUGGAUUCUGUUGCGAGGAAAAGGAUCAGGAUCCUGAGAAACGCUAUGAUAUGCGAAACCCGCCGUUUGCGUCAUCCUUGAUGAACGUCGUUCUGGGCAGCGGCGGACCCGGAGUGAAAUUUCGCGUACAGGACAUUGGUCCGCCGCCGUAUCCUAUUCAACGCAGAAUUCUUGAGGCUAAAGGUAGAGCUUAUCUGGGACGAUGCAAACGAUGCCGCAGUCCCCUACGAUGGUUCCUAGAGGACGAAAUCGCGCUCGCGCGCGAAUUCCUCGCCAAGGAGAAACGUGACAAUUACAAUGCAACUGUCAAAAGGAAUUUAAUGAUCGCUAAACGAAAGGCCAGAGCACGCAGUCGUAAAAAAAGGAAUUUGAAGAUUGACUUCUGAAGUAACCAGAAUAAUUCGAGAAAUAAUUCAUGUACUCUUCGAAGAAAAAUCCACUAUAUACAGCGCUGUAACAAAAUAUUUUGUUA